Molecule: messenger RNA, 150 nt
Organism: Parastagonospora nodorum SN15
Lineage: Eukaryota; Fungi; Ascomycota; Dothideomycetes; Pleosporales; Phaeosphaeriaceae
Exons: 2
Coding region: 1-150 (49 amino acids)
Source: RefSeq, a predicted model, not a curated record
AUGCUCCAACAUGUACGCAAGCGAUCACGUAGACACACGCACUUCCCGCAGAAGCACAAUGGUGCACAAUACCUGAUACAAGCCCCUGCGUUGCACCAGCCAAAAAGGUAUAUCCAAUGCGUGCCCAGGGCUUAUCCCAACCUCAAAUAA